GAAUGGAGAAAGUCGAUUGGUUCUGCAAUGGAUCAACGUGUUUUUCGGUGCUACUGUUACUUAACCCACGUGCUUGUUGUGUGGCUGAUAGUGAUGAACUUCGUAGUACCGCAUGAUAUUAGUGAAAUAAUUAAAAUUCAAGCUCCCCGCAUUGUGCCAGAGCGGGCUGAUCUUACGCUGGAGUGCGAGCUUCAAGUGCAUGACGAUCAAGAAUUAUCCAUUAAUUGGUACUUUUCGGAAAUAAAGACCCCUGUUCAGUCCAUCUCAAACAUGCAAGCAGCACAGGCUAGUGGGAAAAGCACUCUGCUCAUCAAAAGCGUCCUUAAACAGCAGAGUAACUUGUACUACUGUUGCUUGGAAAGUGCCACAACCGUACCGAAUGGAUGCGUUUCACACAGCUUACUCGUGCUGUACACAACACUCGAACAGAGGAUAAUGGAAAUAGAUGAAAGUACGGCUGUGCUGGUCCUUACAAGAUCUGCAGACGCUACACCAGCUGCGGAGGACAGCACUUUAAGCUUCGCCAUUUGUUUGCGCUAUCGUUGGAAGUUGGAGCAGGUGCAACUAUUCGCCUUUCCGGACACUUUAAUCCAGGAUAGCCAUCCGAACGGCUCGCUAGACGUGGAGAAGGGCACCGAAAAGCCACUCUGUAAAUACAUGAAUUACAACGUGGAAGCCACAUCACCUACCGACAAUCGGUUGUUUUUGAUUAAAUCCAUUGACCUUCGACGGAUGUCUACAGUAACGUACCAUCUGCAUGUCUUUUUAAAUGGGAAACCGAAACCAAAAAUGAAUGGGAUGACGGUUCUACCAGACGAGGGAUCUUUUGAGAUAUUCUGCUGGGGUACAGCAUUUCCUGCCCCGAGAGUAAAAUUCUUCUUCACACCGUGCCCAUCCCUUGAGUGGCAUAAUUGCAACAAUCCGCCAGUACAAUUGGAUGAGGUAAUCUCCACCAGCAGUACGAUCACCUUCAACGAAAGUCUACCAGUGAGCUUCGGAUCACACAUCACAGCAGGAAUAGUGCAGUGCCAGGCGUCCAAUGCCGACGGUACCGCCAUCGCUCACUCCAAGAUAUUCAAGCACCACCAGCGCAUGGUGAUGAGCCUGCAAAUCCUACACCCAACCGACACGAUCUAUCAGGGGGACUCCAUCAUCGUUCAAUGUUCCGCCGAUCGGCACAUCUUCACCAACAGCUUCACUUUUCGCACGGAAGACGAACAGCGCUCUAUUGCCUUACAUGACGUACCAGACGCAGAACAUUCCUUCAAUUGGGUUGCAAAUUUUACGAUAAGCAACGUCACGAUAACCGGCGACUAUGGGGUAGAGUGUGAAGCGAUGCAUCACAAUGGAACGUUGUCGAGCCGGCGCUUAUCGCUGAAGAUCGUACGACCCUACCUUACCGUUCGGGAACGGUUGAUACGCGUGGUUGCUAGAGGUGAUCCGGAGCCGUUGCUGCUGAGCUGCAAUGCCGCAGGACGUCCAAUGCCACAGUACCGGUGGUACAGGAAUGGGGAACUGCUGCCCAACACAAACUUUAUGCUGGUGGUAACCUCUUCAGUGAAGGAUGAGUACGCUUGCUACACGUGGAACAGGGCGGGCGAGGAGUGGAUUAGAUGGGAUAUAGUGCACCGGGAAGAAGCGGACGAACACGUGCUUUAUCAAAGCAUUGUAGCGGGCGUACUUUUUAUCAUAGCUGUUUUUGGAUGUAUUAUGUGUUAUAUAAAAAUUAGACAACUUUACACGCUUCUUCGUAUUUAUAGAGCUGCAAAAAAUCGGCAAUCCUCAUUGUAUGCCAAUAAUUUAUGUCAAGAGCUCCACACUCACGAAUAAAGUA
Molecule: messenger RNA, 1834 nt
Organism: Anopheles arabiensis
Lineage: Eukaryota; Metazoa; Arthropoda; Insecta; Diptera; Culicidae
Exons: 5
Coding region: 28-1830 (600 amino acids)
Source: RefSeq, a predicted model, not a curated record